AUGUAUGAGCCGCAUCCCCAUGGGAAAACGCGAGACCACGACCAGGAACAAGAGGUCAUUCCCGCAAUAAGACUUGAUGACGCUGAGUGGAAAAUAAUCCAGCAAAACACAUUCACCCGCUGGGUGAACAAUCAUCUCAAGAAGGCUGGAGAAUCCAUCCACAGCUUGGAAACGGAUUUUUCUGAUGGCUUGAAGCUUAUUAGCCUCGCCGCUGUGCUUUCACAGAAGAAUGUUGGUCGAUUUAACAAAAAGGUCAAUUUUCGUUCGCAAAAGCUUGAAAAUGUGUCACUCGCGUUGAAGUUCUUCCAAGAUGUGGAGCAUAUAAAAAUUGUAAAUAUUGAUAGUUCUCACAUCGUGGACCAAAACAAGAAGCUUAUUCUCGGUCUAAUAUGGACACUAAUUCUGCAUUAUUCAAUUUCUAUGGGAUGGAUUCAGGUAGGCGAUUUCAGCAUCCCCUUUCCUCUAGUAGUAAAUCAAAUUGCUCUCAGCCAUCAUUAA
Ostertagia ostertagi is the source of this 498-nucleotide messenger RNA. The record is from the annotation of a GenBank genome assembly. Lineage: Eukaryota; Metazoa; Nematoda; Chromadorea; Rhabditida; Trichostrongylidae.